Molecule: messenger RNA, 442 nt
Organism: Perognathus longimembris pacificus (Pacific pocket mouse)
Lineage: Eukaryota; Metazoa; Chordata; Mammalia; Rodentia; Heteromyidae
Gene: Atox1
Product: antioxidant 1 copper chaperone
Exons: 4
Coding region: 99-305 (68 amino acids)
Biological process (GO): copper ion transport
Cellular component (GO): cytosol
Molecular function (GO): copper chaperone activity; metal ion binding
Source: RefSeq, a predicted model, not a curated record
GGCGCGCACUCCCGGAAGCGCCGCCCCGGCCCUGGGGAGGCGUCGCCUUUGUCGCCGUCUCCGCCGCCGUGCCCGCUGCCGCCGCUGCCGCCUCGACCAUGCCGAAACAUGAAUUCUCCGUGGACAUGACCUGCCAAGGCUGUGCUGAUGCUGUGUCUCGAGUCCUCAAUAAGCUGGGAGGUGUGGAGUUUAACAUUGACCUACCCAACAAGAAGGUUAGCAUCGAAUCUGAGCACAGUACAGACACCCUGCUGGCCACGCUGAACAAAACAGGAAAGGCUGUGUCCUUCCUGGGCUCCAAGUAGCUCAGGCCCGGUCCUGGCCCGCGGGAUGGGCUGUGGUGGCCAGGCUGCACGGUUCAGCAGUGGAGGUCCCGCGGAUUCCUCAGUGCCUGCGCCCCAAUAUAGUCUGCAAUAAAGUCAAACUGCUUGUGUUGAAGAAA